Molecule: messenger RNA, 2114 nt
Organism: Engraulis encrasicolus (European anchovy)
Lineage: Eukaryota; Metazoa; Chordata; Actinopteri; Clupeiformes; Engraulidae
Gene: ppp1cab
Product: protein phosphatase 1, catalytic subunit, alpha isozyme b
Exons: 7
Coding region: 313-1308 (331 amino acids)
Cellular component (GO): cytoplasm; nucleus
Molecular function (GO): protein serine/threonine phosphatase activity
Source: RefSeq, a predicted model, not a curated record
UACAACCGCUUCCUCUGGUUAGGUCUCCGGAUGGACAGGAGAGGGUGAAACUUCGAAAUACGUUUUAACUUGGAGAUCAUCAUCAAAUUAAACUGUACAGUGGGCUCUCGACGAAUAUAUAUUUCGUUUAUUAACCUUGUAUUUUGCCCGCUUCAUUGCAUAUUGUUAGUUAACCGCUGUUAUCCCAGCGAUAGCUGUGCAGUCAAGACCGCCGUGUUAGCUAGCUAGUUGGCUAGCUAGCGUCUAGCCCCUCUUUUGCUCCACCGUGUUGACUUCAUUUCUGAGGGAAAAUACCGCAUUUAACAGAAUCCAAUGGCCGAAUCUGAUAAGUUGAACAUCGACUCGAUCAUACAGCGUCUUCUUGAAGUGAAGGGUUCCAGACCGGGCAAGAACGUCCAGCUGACGGAGAAUGAGAUCCGUGGCCUGUGCCUCAAAUCCCGCGAGAUCUUCCUCAGCCAGCCCAUCCUGCUGGAGCUGGAGGCUCCACUGAAGAUCUGCGGCGAUGUGCACGGUCAGUACCAUGACCUGUUGAGGCUGUUUGAGUACGGUGGCUUCCCUCCCGAGAGCAACUACCUGUUCCUGGGGGAUUAUGUGGACCGAGGCAAGCAGUCCCUGGAGACCAUCUGCCUUCUGCUGGCCUACAAGAUCAAGUACCCCGAGAACUUCUUCCUUCUGCGUGGCAACCACGAAUGCGCCUCCAUCAACAGGAUAUACGGCUUUUACGAUGAAUGUAAGAGGCGGUACAACAUCAAGCUGUGGAAGACCUUUACAGACUGCUUCAACUGCCUACCUGUCGCUGCCAUUGUUGACGAGAAGAUCUUCUGUUGCCAUGGAGGUCUUUCCCCAGACCUCCAGUCUAUGGAGCAGAUCAGGCGUGUGAUGCGGCCCACGGACGUGCCGGACCAGGGCCUGCUGUGCGACCUGCUGUGGGCCGACCCCGACAAGGACGUGACGGGCUGGGGGGAGAACGACCGCGGAGUCUCCUUCACCUUCGGAGCCGACGUGGUCGCCAAGUUCCUACACAAGCACGACAUGGAUCUCAUCUGCAGAGCACAUCAGGUGGUGGAGGACGGCUACGAGUUCUUUGCUAAGCGUCAGCUGGUGACUCUCUUCUCUGCGCCAAACUACUGCGGAGAGUUCGACAACGCCGGAGCCAUGAUGAGCGUCGACGAAACACUCAUGUGCUCCUUCCAGAUCCUGAAGCCUGCCGAUAAGAAGCUCUACUACAGUGGCGGCGGUGGCUUUGGUUCUGGAAGACCUGUGACUCCGCCCAGGAACUCUGCCAAGCAGGGAAAAGCCAAGAAAUGACACGCCCCCAUGUUCCUUCCUCCCUCCCUUCUGCACUCAUCCGUUCCCUUCACCUUCCUCCAGCUCCUCUUUUCCUCUACUCUACCUCUUUCUUCUUCUCUUUUCUACCUCUUCUCCUCCUCCUCAUCCACCUGUUUUUUUUCUCGUUAUUGAUGUCGUUUUUGUUGUUACAUUCUUGUUUUUCUCUCUUUAUUCUGCUCAAAUGCUAUGCCUUUCCAAAUCCUUUUUUUCUUUUUCAUUAUUUUCUUUCUUUUUGUUUCUUCCCUCUGUUUCCUGGUUCUGUCUGGAGUCCAGAAUCGGCCCUGGCCAGCUGCAUCUGGUCUGGAUCCACAGAGUACCACGGAAACCUAAAAUGUUCAGCACCAAAUGUCCAAAUUUUAAUCAGAAACACCAUUUUCAUCCCAAAACUACCUGAAAACAGGGCUUUGCGUGCAAAAUGGCAAACCAACCCUUAAAUGGGUGAUUUGGUUUGGUUAUUUCCACCUUAAGCUUUUUUUUAAACAACUUUGUGUGUGAAUGUGCGCGCAUGGGAGGGGCAGGGGUGUAUUUGGGCCUGUACAUUCGCUUACCAAUGGGGUGUGUGUGUGGGGUUUUUUUGGGGGGGGGGUUUUUUUUUUUUUUUUUUCGUUUCUUUUUGGGAGGGGAGGGUGGGGGGGAUUGGAUGGGGUGUGAAUCAUGCAUUCACACUUGGAAUUGGAUGUCUGACCAAUUACUGAUUGGUCGUGUGUGUGUGUGUCUGUCUUAAUGUCUGUCUGUCCGUCUGUGUUGGAGUAAAAUAAAAGCAUUUCCCCCCGGGCUGCCUGUAA